GGCCUGCCAGUCCAGGACUCUUACUACAACCACUGCUCCGACUGACUCCCGAACGACCGAACUCGAGUCGACUACUGACUUACUGUGAACCUACCUGGUUGAAUCUUGCCCUACCAAUCGAUCCGAUCUACUUCCCACUUACUGACUACUGCUGCUACUACUACUGCUGCUACUACUCACUACCUACUACUCUUACUACUGCUGCUACUACUGCUACUACUACUUACUACAAUACCAUCUCCCCCCCUGCCUAUCAGAAAAAACCCGAGACUCAUCGAAUUUCGAACCAUGAACUUUGACCAGUCCCCUCCAACAUCUAAGCGAAUCAAGACCUCCAUCUCUACCAACGCACCAUCACACCUGCUAGCCCAGCAGCAAGUGAAUCCCUUUUCUAGAGUGCCUUCUUUCGAGGGCAUUCCUAUGCCCCAACCCCAGAUUCCUCCCCAGAAUCCGCGCAAACGCCGUGCUUCUCCCUCGGUAAGCUCGACGCCGACCAUGGCGGCGCCAGGCGCGACCACCGCCACCGGAGACACCGCGCACGAGCAAGCGUCUGGAGUAUCGGAGCCUGUACCUAAGAAGAAGGGAAGGACCAAUACUCCCUGGACUGCCGAGGAAGAGCAGAGGCUGAAGACGAUGCGCGAUGCGGGUCGCAGCUGGAGCGAGAUUGCCAAGACAUUUCCUACCCGGACCGAGGGCAGCGUCAAAAAGCAUUGGUACAAGGACAUGCACUAUGCUGAAUUUGCGGAAGAUGAGUCUAUAGCGCUUCGGGAAGCGAUCAAGGAAUAUGAGGCAAGUAAAUGGAAGGUAAUUGGGCAGAAAGUCGGGAAGCCAGCCAAGGCGUGCGAACAGUAUGCGAAAGAACAUUUCAAGGAUCUCUAGAUUUCCCACGAAGUAUUGACGACGUGAUGACCAAUGCAUCGUCUUCCACACAUUCACGAAUCGACGACGGGCACGAGUUAUGGGUUUACAUUGCUUUGGGCUUCGGUUUUCACG
Messenger RNA from Aspergillus sclerotioniger CBS 115572, 993 nucleotides. RefSeq names its product SANT/Myb-like DNA-binding domain-containing protein. The transcript is spliced from 6 exons. Lineage: Eukaryota; Fungi; Ascomycota; Eurotiomycetes; Eurotiales; Aspergillaceae. The record is from RefSeq and is a predicted model, not a curated record. The coding region runs from base 289 to 879 and encodes 196 amino acids.